UAGCGUGAGGAGCAGCUCCGUAUCCUCCGAGCUUCAUAGACAAACAUGAAACAGGCAGAAAAAUAUAGAUCCAGAUCGAAAGACGUACGCAUACACACAUAAAAAUCUAGAGCCGUCCAUCUCCGUUAUCAGGAGGGCUAGGGCAGGAACAUGACGUCUCUACCCUUGUUGGCCCGACAAUAGUGGUGCUACAAUACUUUGUAAGUGCGGUCUUGAUCGGAGUUGCUUCUGUUCAUCUCGUGUUUCAUCUCGAAGUCUGCUGUGGACCUCGUUCCUCGGUACUCAAGCACAAGUCGGAGUGUGGCUGUUUCGUCGUCGAAAGAUUGCUCGAUUCAUGUUGACGCUCAACUGUAGAAUGUAUGAGAAGAAGCUUUCUGUGGGUAAAAGGUGUUGUAUCGAAAAAUUCUCUGGUGUGGCAAAAGUCGAUAUCGGCCCGUAUCAAACCGAGACAAUCUGUUUCAAAACUGCACAUCUCGACCCCAACAUCGACUCCUUUUUCGUCCCUGUAAGCGCGAGCAUAUUCGUAGUUUUGGAUUCAAGUAUUGUGCUUGUGUUGCUAGGAGCUUGGUUGACCUUGACGCAACAUGAAUAUAUUUAACCAUCUCACUCUUCCAUACUAGCUAUUUCUGUAUGAAUGUGUCAUGUUCCUGCAAAAUAACAAGAUAUUCGACACGUAGAUUAUAGAGACAAAACGAGAUUUCAAAACCUUAGGAAACAGCGCUUGCAAUUGUUCUCUCUUAUCGGGGUUGAAUAAAAAGGGUAGUAGCAUCAACAGCAGAUAAGCGAUAAAAGUACAAUUGAUUUUCAAGUUCACGUUGACAGCUAAGACUAGAUAGUGCCUCGACCAGUUGACAACAGUGAUUGUCUAGGAAGCCACGGCCUGUGAGUGCCUAGUGAACUAAGAAGACAAUCGUCCACCAAAAGUACUAGCGCUGGCUUCCUCCUUCUCACUCCAGAACUCCACCUAAAUGGUGUUUUGUCACUAAUUUAUCGCAGAUCUAAAAGUGAAUUCGACAAAGAAGCACUUUCAUUUUCCUCCCAUCAAUUAUACCGUGUAAAUUUGAAACCAGCCUUGUUCUUGAUAUUUUAGAUCCCUUUGCUCCUCCCGUUUUCAACGUCUAACCCAUAGACCCAUCUCAUAAUCAACCCUCGUCGUCCCACAACUAGCAGCCCUAGCAGAGUAGUACCAGUAUCGUCAACGACUGCCCUUUGCGCAUCAGCAAACGACCGUACGGACCAGCGUCCAGCAAAACCUCAAUUCAACAUCACUACAACAAAGCCUUGAGUAGUCAGUACUUUUUUACGCGAAGGAGUAGUAGGAAAAGGAGUUCCUUCCCCCAUAUUGAGUUUGCUGGAAGCCAGGGUGACGAGGCCGAUGCCGAUGACAGAAGCGUAUCGUCCUUUCCUCAGCGACCCACAUCGUAUUGAGGAUGACCCGGAUCGCCACAAAGAACCAGAACUCCCUAGUCCACAUAAAACACUGAAGCAUGGCGGGGGCUCCUCUUCUUCAGCAAGCUCAAGCGAAAAUGAGAACGGUAUUUUUGAAAUCGUUGAGUUUGAAUUUGUUGUUCUGGUUCGAGCAGAUGGAUUUACAACGUCUGCUCUCGUUUGUUGUUGUGCUAGCAAUAUGAAUCCGUUUGAGGUUUGAUAGAAGAUGAAUGAAGAAGUACGUUGUUCGUAUCGACGAUACAUGGACGAUGUAAGGGGACUCUCCUUCGUGAAACCAUAUUGAACAGCCAUCAGCCGCUACAUCGGGACGGGCACGGACGGCUAUUUCAAGCUGUAUCGAACUAGCUCAUUCUCAUCCGAUUUGGAGAAUGAGUACGAGGAAGUUGAUGAGCCCGAUGUCGAGUCCUGGUUAAGGCCAGCUUUUAUCCAUCUUCCUCGGCAUCUUGAUACCAUUUUGUUUCCUUGUAUUUGUUCAUGGGAAGCAAAGGGGGCAAGACUAGGGAACCGAGAUGAAUAAAAGCCGACUCUAACUUGGGUUGGAAGACUAGUUUUAGACGAAGUCGCACAGGAAAAGUGGAAUCUUUUGAGCUACGCUGACAAAAAGCGACUCGUGGGACAUGGUGCUUCUUUUCGUUUGUAGCUUAGCCUAGUACUAGAUUUCUGACAUCAGUAACAACAAUGCACCAAAUAUCCCUGGUUGUAAUGCUUUUGCUAAGUAGAGCAAUCUACACCUCGUUGUCUAGUUGAUCCAACAUGCUGCCCCGCCAUGCUCUCACCAGGUACCCUCAAGGGCGACAACCACUCCGCCAACCUUGUGGCGCGCAUCAAUCAGCUGAAUAAGAAGAAGGUGGCAAAGCAUCGCAGUAGGCUUCUUCCGCACAGAAUAGGCAUUAACGGCAGGACAGUAGCGGCACAUCUAGGCCCCUACAGCAGAGAAAAGAGUGGCGGCCAUGGCAUCAACAGAUGGAACUUGCCAAUCGGAUACAAAGGUUUUUUUGAGAGCGUUUCGAUGACGCAAUACCUUGUUGUGCUAUAGUUGAAUGGUGGCCUGUCAAUUUCAUUGUCACGUGGAGUGCGCCUAGCUACACGUAAAUUAUGAUUAUCAAUCUGAAAAACUUUAGCUGGCACAGCGGGUGGCGCAUGGUCUUGGGGAAGUGAAGGAGACUGGCCGGGCGAUGAAUUGCCGAUUUUAAAACUAAAAAAUAUUCCAUUUCAUAUCAACGGAGACCAGAUAGCUGAUUGGUUCGGGACACAUUCAAGAAAUAUCACUGGAAAGGUAUUAAAUUUCGUUAGGGGAAAGAGUUUGUUCCGAGCAAUGUUGAACCUUCUCCGCGAUCAAUUCUUAACAAGCUGGUCUCAGUGUCAGUCGUGCCCGAGAAAGAUUUUGAACUAGCCAUAGUGUCCUUUCUUUUCUACGACAAGUGUUUUCCGCACACAAAUCAGAUCACAAUUGAUCGCUCUGCUGGGCUUGCUUUGGUGGAAUUCAGAAAUUUGGGGUUUGCCUAUGCUGCGAAAUCAGCAAAGGAAGCCGCGCCACUCCGCGGACACCUCGUUGAUAUCAUCGGCCCACUUAAACAGCAACCAGAUAGUACUACUAUCCCAAAUUUUAUUCCGGGCUUGUCUUCGGUUUGUGAAUAUUGAUUCUGCUGGUGAUCUGCAUCUUGUUCACCAGGGAAAUGUUGCAUUUUUCUGUUGUGAUCUCGUUUACCAGGGAAAGCAUGACUACCACCAGUAUGUAAGCUGCUAACUAUAAAGUAAAUUUCGGUUUAAUUCAAAAAGUGAUUGGAACAUCAAUUGCAAAGCCUCUUCUAGUUCUACCUGAAGGAUAAAAAUGCAAUUCAAAAAACAACCCAUGCAUCAGGCGCAGCAUCCGCGGGAGGCGAAAUCAAGGAGUUUAUGGCUGAGCUCAAGGCUAGGGAGAAUAGCGGCGACCUUGGAGUUGAGGAUAUCAUGCAGAAGUAUGAAGAGUGGAAGCUCGAGAAGCGUCGAGCGCGAUCACAACCCGCAAUUUUCUUUGCCGGCGCAAACGAUUUGGCGCUUGCCAGCAUGUUUGGAAUUUAUGAAAAGCAAUCGAAAAUUUGUGUGAGUGUCUUCCUUUGUUCUGUCCAUUUAUUAUCUCGAUUGCAAAAAAAUGAAUCAGAUUUCGAUGGGCUGUAGGAGUUCCCUGUAUUUCAUCCCAGAUCCAUCAUCAUCCACAUUUCUUCUUCAUAUAUUGCAAACCGGAGAGCGUCCUGCAUGGCGUCGUUCAGAGAAUAAGGGUGGUGAUAAUGCUGCCACGAAUUGGACGAAGCCUGAUGGAAAGGCAAGUGGGGUUGGAGUGGUAGAGCCACCACCUGCAGGCGUUAACGUGAGGCCGCUUGGUUCAGGUAGCAGUUCAGGUUUGAGCUCCGCAUCUGCAGGUGCACGGAAUGGAUGGCGAGGUCCAUGGGACAAGCGUGACGAAAUGAUGGAAGGAAAGGGCAAGUCGCACAUGAAAGGCGGCUACUUCAACAGCUACCAUGAGUAUUCUAUUAUUCCUAACGUACCUACAAUUCUUGCUUUUACUAUAAAAACAAUUUUUGGAGUUGUACUUAUUCAUUUCAUAAAAGAUGUUCGUGUUGUUCAUGUGUGAAGAUUCGUAGAGGACCUCUAGAGGUAUCUAUUACAUCAAGGUCUGGAUGAUUUAUUGAGGAAACAAAGUAAAUUUUGGACUACGUACGUUCGCCGUUUUGCGUCCUUGCUUGUAUUGACCUAGUACGGAAAAUCUGAAAUCCACACUCUUUCUCAGGGAAUCCAGUAAUGACGCAGAUUGGUUUGGUAAAUAUGGUGGCGACAGGGGCAAGUUUGGUGGAAAGUCAACACUCGGCAGCAUACUAUCAAACCUGCAGGGAAAAGGGGGCACCAACUACCACAUGCCAGAUGCGCUUGCAGCAUUGAAGUUAUGGAUUCUGGAAUUUGGUCUUUCGAGCAGCAUAAGAAGAAAAAAUUCAAAUUCUCUUUGGGGCACUCUAGUGUAGACUGCAAAGCAAGUUAUUCUCGAGUUCAUUUUAGUUUUUUCUAUCGUUCUUUAUCUCUCAGGAAGGAUGAUCCCACCCUACAAUAUAUGUCUUUAGGCAUUAUGUAAGUACACUACCUAGCUUUAUUUGUUCCUUGAUCGAUGUUGGGUGCAUCAUCAUACUAACUUGAUAGAUAAUAGUCAUAAGGAAACAGGCCAACGCCUAAACCACUUUGGGUCUGCUCCAUUCUCGCGAUCUCCGUGGCUAGGCUCCCCCCUUCUUGGGUGGUUUAGGCGUUGACAUGUACGCGUAUCAAUCAAACUGCCGGGGUGGGUUCGAGUCCCGGCAAUAUCAAAAAUAGUUGCAGAGUCUAGAAUACGCAUCGAGGCCAAGGGGUGGGAGGCGUCAGAUUGAGCGCGCUCCAGUGCACACACCCGCCACGGAAUGAGCCAAGUGGAAGACGCAGCCACCGACGAGCCCGACAUCGGCAAACUCAACCGGUCCCACCCGAUGAGGGGGGAGCCUGGCCACUGAGAUCGCGGGAAGGAGAAUGGCGUAAGUCCAGACCCCAAUGAACCUGGCAGCCUAGUGAUACCGGCCGCCGCAAGCAUGGCGGUGACCCACCUAGCAACGGCAGGGGGUGCCUAGCGACAGAGAUCGCGAGAAAGGCAGCCGAGCCCACCCCGGUAGUUUGGUUGAUAAGUGAACAGGCCAACGCAGUUGGCAUGGUGGUUUAGGCGUUGGCCUGUUCCCUUAUCCUAUAUGUUGCAAAAACAAAAACAAAACGUAAGAUCUCAUCUAAUGCUUGGUUCAGCUUCAGGGAAGUUCAACAAGUCCUUCUAUGAGGGUGGAAGUGCGCGCAGAGGUCUCGACCAAAUGAUGGGCGGUUCCCGCGUCAAUGCACCUCCAAAACGCGCGGGUGGUCCGCCUAACGACGUAGCAUCUUCUUAUGGCAACGCCUAGCGAGGAAGCAUUGACUUCUAAUAGUGAUUAUUUUCGGCGUACUACGGUUCAGUAGAUGAACAUCAAGUUCUUUGACGGGGUUAGAGUCUGCUCCUACAUUUCACCUUGUCUUUGCACGCAGCUAGGGAAAGAAGAUGUUGCAUAUUCUUGCAAGUUAGUAGCUCUAAUUUGUGCUUGCUGCGGCAUUGGUCAGUGCACAAGGUGAACAGUGGCACGGACAGGAGGGAUCAUCUUCUAGUUCGCGCGACGAUGGAGGUUUGAACGAGCUGCUAGGAUCACUCAUGGGUCCUGCGUCUAGCGCAUCAGCACCAGCAGCAAAAGCCGAUCCGUGGGCAGAACUCUUCCAGUCGAGUAGUGCUUCAAACGACUAUCACAACAGCAACGAAGCGCACAGUCGCGUGGGUGGUGGUAAUUCUUGUUUGUUUCUUCUAUGUGAGUUUGUAAGCGAUCAAGAGAAAUCAUCAUGUUUUGUUCACCUUUUUACGACCUCAUGGUGAAGCAGAAACAUCAAGGAACUUAACAAGUCAGUAACAUUGCUCGGAGAUGGAUCUCAAACUAAGGCUCAUUUUUUUUCCCAUUCUUGCAACACAGCAAAAUCCAAUGGCAAUGGUGGAGAUUUUCUAGGCUGGUUUAACGAUGGCAGCAAUAAGAACGACUCAUGGAACAACUGGGACAUGGGUGCAGGAAACGGCUCGUCGUCAACGUAUUCACAUGAGACUGUCAAGACUGCACUCACAAUAUUUCUGAGUAGAUGUUGAUCCUUCUAGCACUGGGUGCUUUUUUGUACUGAAUGCUGAGUGAAGAUUCUGAGUACAACAUAGUAUCAGCAUAUUGAUGUUGGUCUUUCAUAUGAAUGUUAGCAUGUUGUCGUGCAACAAAUUUGUAUACAACUAUAGAAAGGAUGGCUCAACUUAGACUUACUACAAAACUACAGGAACAACAGCGCCACUGACGACCUGUUGAAGAACAUCAUCGGCGGCUUUUCCUAA
Amoebophrya sp. A25 is the source of this 6376-nucleotide messenger RNA. The record is from the annotation of a GenBank genome assembly. Lineage: Eukaryota; Dinophyceae; Syndiniales; Amoebophryaceae.